Carcharodon carcharias (great white shark) is the source of this 2577-nucleotide messenger RNA. It is a transcript of the gene gga1, whose product is annotated as golgi-associated, gamma adaptin ear containing, ARF binding protein 1. NCBI's taxonomy places the organism in Eukaryota, Metazoa, Chordata, Chondrichthyes, Lamniformes, Lamnidae. The record is from RefSeq and is a predicted model, not a curated record. Gene Ontology annotation, molecular function: ubiquitin binding; phosphatidylinositol binding; small GTPase binding. Gene Ontology annotation, biological process: intracellular protein transport; vesicle-mediated transport. The coding region runs from base 104 to 2248 and encodes 714 amino acids. The transcript is spliced from 18 exons. Gene Ontology annotation, cellular component: trans-Golgi network.
GCUGGAUCCAAGAUGGCGGCUCCGCCGGAGCAGGAGAGUCUGGAAUCGCAACUGAGCAAUGACCUGCAUUCGCCAGGAUCGUGGAUGAACAAUCAGGUCUAUAAUGCUUGGAACACAUCCCCUGACCUGUGUCUCCACAGGGAGCUGGGAAUCACUCCUGAGCAAAAGGAGUAGGGCUUUCCUGUGCUAUAAAGCCACAAAUCCUUUAAACCGAGAGCUGGAAUGGAUCUACAUUCAAGCAUUCUGUGACCAAUUGAAUAAGGAAUUGGAAGGACCCCAGCUUGCCACAAGAUUUCUGGCACAUAAGAUUCAGUCCCCUCAGGAAUGGGAAGCUAUUCAGGCAUUGACAGUCCUGGAGACGUGUAUGAAAAAUUGUGGGAAGCGGUUUCACAAUGAAGUAGGAAAAUUCAGGUUUUUGAAUGAGUUAAUCAAGGUAGUAUCACCCAAGUAUCUGGGCACGCGAACUUCUGAGAAAGUAAAAACUAAAGUUUUAGAAUUAAUGUUCAGCUGGACAGUGGGUCUACCAGACGAGCUGAAGAUCACAGAGGCCUACCACAUGCUUAAAAAGCAAGGAAUUCUAAAACAGGAUCCCGUGUUACCUGAUGAUGAACCUCUUCCUUCGCCCCCUCCACGCUCAAAGAAUGCUAUGUUUGAAGAUGAGGAAAAAUCUAAGCUAUUGGCCAGACUCCUGAAGAGCAGCCAUCCAGAGGACCUCCGGGCUGCUAAUAAGCUAAUCAAGGAGAUGGUCCAAGAGGACCAGAAGAGAAUGGAGAAGAUUUCUAAAAGAGUGAACGCAAUUGAAGAGGUGAACAAUAAUGUUAAACUUCUGAGUGAAAUGCUAGAGAAUUACAGCAAAGAUGAAACUUCGGAGAGUAAUGAAGAAAUAAUGAAGGAGUUGUACCAGCGAUGUGAGAAGAUGAGGCCCACACUAUUCAGACUGGCCAGUGACACCGAGGAUAACGAUGAAGCACUGGCCGAAAUUCUUCAGGCAAAUGAUAACUUAACACAAGUCAUUAACAUGUACAAGAAGAUAGUGAAGGGUGAAGAGGUUAAUGGGGUGACUGACCUGCCAAACAUUAAAGCCAGCAGUUCUGCUCUACUAGACCUGACCGGGCUGGACACUGGCUCAAAUACUCCUUCUUACCCUGCUGCCCCUGCCAAUCAGACCUGGAAUCCUGAUCUGGUGCAGGAUCUGAGCAGCUCUGUGUCAUUAUUGGAUGAUGAAUUAAUGUCAUUAGGGCUGAAUGAUCUUGUUCCUAAUGCAGUGCCUUCAUCGCAAUCUCUUGAAUCGAGUAACUGGAAUACAUUUCAGUCCUCGGAGUCUGACGAAUUGAGCGGCCCCAUAACCUCUUCGGAGCCCGGCACACUGUCUUCUGAGUUGUUGAAACCAGCGGCUUCGACCGCCGGCCAGCAAAACCCCGCCCCUGCCUGCGUGCCUGCGUCCGCCGGGAGCAAAGCCUUGGAUGACUUGGACAUGUUGGGGAAAACCCUCCUUCAGCAGUCGCUGCCUCCAGGAUCUCAGCAAGUCAAAUGGUCAGCUCCACAACAAAGGCAAACACUUCGAGAUCUCCAGAAUAAGUCAAACACCAACACUGCAGUUGCCUUGGGCACGUCACCACUUUAUCCUGCUUCAAGCAAGAGCAUCUCGCCAAUCAUAAGCACAGGCCUUACCCUUCAACCUGAUCAGCCAGCGGCGUUUGUGUACAGUUCUUCCAUCCCACCAGCUUCUGCUGCAUCAUGCAUAGGGCAGCCUGGGACUCAGCACAUUGCACAAGGAGGCCUCAGAAUCUCCCCAAUGCCUCAGCAGGAAAUCUCCCUAACUAACGUUUUAGUACCUCUAGAAUCGAUUAAACCAAGUAGCAUCUUGCCUGUCACGGUAUAUGAUAAGAAUAGCUUCCGAGUUCUGUUUCAUUUUGCGAAGGAUCCUCCACCAGGGCAGGCAGAUGUUUUGGUCGUGGUCACUUCCAUGAUUAGUACAGCACCACAACCGGUGAAAAAUAUAAGAUUCCAAGCUGCUGUUCCCAAGGUCAUGAAGGUCAAGUUGCAGCCUCCUUCUGGCACCGAGCUGCCAGCGUUUAAUCCUAUACUUCCGCCAUCUGCAAUCACACAGGUCCUGCUCCUAGCCAACCCACAGAAGGAGAAAGUCCGAUUACGAUACAAGCUCACAUUUACAUUGGGCGAGCAAACCUUCAAUGAGAUGGGAGACGUGGAUCAAUUCCCACCUCCAGAAUCGUGGGGGAAGCUCUAACUGGGACAUAGACAGUGACACUACACAACAUUUCUGCUCUAUUGUUAGGAAACCACCAACGUUUCACUAGUAAGGUGAACAACAGGGGCUACAGUAAUUUAAAAUAAAAUCCUGAAGCAGUCGAUUUCUGAUUUCUAAGGCAGAUUUGAUGGUGCAACAGACUGGUCUGGAGCGAGACCUCUGUCCUGCUGUUGGGCAGGAUGCUGUUAUUCCCUCCUGUUAGCUGGCAAUGUCAAAAUAGCCCCGUUUCUGUGUGCAAUGGUGUUACUCCUGAUGUCAUAAAGACUCCAUUAACAUUAUUCCAUGUGUGAUAAAAUUGUUCAGAAAAA